Molecule: messenger RNA, 624 nt
Organism: Gigantopelta aegis
Lineage: Eukaryota; Metazoa; Mollusca; Gastropoda; Neomphalida; Peltospiridae
Product: jerky protein homolog-like
Exons: 1
Coding region: 1-624 (207 amino acids)
Cellular component (GO): nucleus
Molecular function (GO): DNA binding
Source: RefSeq, a predicted model, not a curated record
AUGGCUUACCAACUGGCUUUGAGAAAUGAAAAACGUUUCCCUACAAGCUGGACUGAACACGAACUCGCAGGAAAAGACUGGGUAACUGGUUUUUUGAAGCGACACCAUUCAGUAAGUAUUAGGACUCCAGAAGCAACAAGCGUGACCAGGGCAACAGCCUUUAACAAAACCAACGUUAAGGUCUUCUACUCCAAGCUUCAAGAUUUGUAUGCAAGGAACAAUCUGACACCUGAUCGCAUAUUCAACUUGGAUGAGACUGGACUGACGACAUCACAAAAGCCUCAAAAGGUUAUUGCAGAAUCUGGAACAAAGCAAGUUGCACAGAUGGUUUCUCAUGAACGUGGUCAAACAGUUACCAUGUGCGGUUUUGUAAAUGCCAUUGGCAAUGCCCUCCCACCUUGCAUGGUGUUUCCACGGAAGAAUUUUAAGAACUACAUGAUUCAUGGAGCACCACCAGGAACCUUGGGUAUUGCUUAUCCCAGUGGAUGGAUGACUGCUGUAACUUUUCUGGAGUGCUUGAAGCAUUUUGUACGCUAUGUCCAUUGCAGCAAAGACAACACAGUAAUGCUUCUCUUGGACAACCACGAGUCACGUGUCAUUAGAGGCAAUAGACCUCUGUCGUGA